GGCAGGUCUGCUAGCCUUUCAUCUUCCUCUCGCGCUCCUCCUCUUCCUUCCCCUCCCCCCGCCGCGGCGCGCCCGGCCUCCCCCGAGCCCCCAGCCCCACGCGGGCGCACGCCGGGUGGGUGGUCGCGGCGCCCGGGUCCUGGCGCGCGGUGCGGGGCACGGGCCGUGUAAGUUUCGCUGGCGCGCCCCGUGAGCCCCCGCCCCCCGCGCGCCCCCGGCCCAUCCCCGUCCCCGGAGGACUGUCGCUUGCGCCCGGGCGCGCGGCUGGCUGCCUCCUCGGCGGUGGCGGCGGCGGCCCCAUUAGCGGAGCCUCCGCCUGUGAUUGGCUUCGCCCGGGAAGCUGGAGACGGGCGAUGAAUAAUUGAUGUGUGCGGUGCGGUAGCCGGACGGCGGCGGCGGUGGCGGGCAGCAGCGAGCGGGAGAGCGGGAGCCGGAGCGCCCUCGGAGCGGGCAGCGCGGAGCGAGCGGGCACCGGAGCCGCCCGGGCCCCCGCGCCGCCGCCGCCGCCGCCCGGGCGCGGAGCAGGGAUGCAGGCGGCGCCCGCUGCCUGCGCGCAGCCUUUGUUCGGUGCCGGCUGAUCCCUGCCCGGAGGCGCUCUCCGCGGCUGCCCCUGGCCGGCCCCCAGCCCCCUGCGGGUGCCAGGGCGGGACCGCAGCCGGUGUAACUUCUAGCCCUGCUGUCCUCCUGGUGCGAGGAGCUCGGCCGCCUGCUGCUGCUCCGACAUCAGAAGAGCCGCCAGAGCGACCCCCCCGGGAAACUCCCCAUGCAGCCCCCCCUCAACUCCAUGAGCUCCAUGAAACCCACUCUGUCGCACAGUGAUGGGUCAUUCCCCUAUGACUCUGUCCCUUGGCAGCAGAACACCAACCAGCCUCCCGGCUCCCUCUCCGUGGUCACUACAGUUUGGGGAGUGACCAACACGUCCCAGAGCCAGGUCCUUGGGAACCCUAUGGCCAAUGCCAACAACCCCAUGAAUCCAGGCGGCAACCCCAUGGCGUCGGGCAUGACCACCAGCAACCCCGGCCUCAACUCCCCACAGUUUGCUGGGCAGCAGCAGCAGUUCUCGGCCAAGGCUGGCCCUGCUCAGCCCUACAUCCAGCAGAGCAUGUACGGCCGGCCCAACUACCCCGGCAGCGGGGGCUUCGGGGCCAGUUACCCUGGGGGUCCUAAUGCCCCUGCAGGCAUGGGCAUCCCUCCGCAUACCAGGCCACCUGCUGACUUCACUCAGCCAGCGGCUGCGGCCGCAGCAGCUGCAGUGGCAGCAGCGGCAGCCACGGCCACGGCCACAGCCACGGCCACUGUGGCAGCCUUGCAGGAGACGCAGAACAAGGAUAUAAACCAGUAUGGACCGGUCUGUUCCUCUUUCCAGAUGGGUCCCACCCAGGCGUAUAACAGCCAAUUCAUGAACCAGCCCGGGCCGCGGGGGCCUGCCUCCAUGGGGGGCAGCAUGAACCCUGCAAGCAUGGCGGCUGGCAUGACACCCUCGGGGAUGAGCGGCCCUCCCAUGGGCAUGAACCAGCCCCGGCCACCCGGCAUCAGCCCCUUUGGCACACACGGGCAGCGGAUGCCCCAGCAGACCUACCCGGGCCCCCGGCCCCAGUCCCUUCCCAUUCAAAGCAUAAAGAGGCCAUACCCAGGAGAGCCCAACUAUGGAAACCAGCAAUAUGGACCAAACAGCCAGUUCCCCACCCAGCCAGGCCAGUACCCCACCCCUACCCCCCCACGGCCACUCACUUCUCCCAACUACCCUGGGCAAAGGAUGCCCAGCCAGCCAAGUACCGGGCAGUACCCGCCCCCCACGGUCAACAUGGGGCAGUAUUACAAGCCAGAGCAGUUUAAUGGACAAAAUAACACCUUCUCGGGAAGCAGCUACAGUAACUACAGCCAAGGGAACGUCAGUAGGCCUCCCAGGCCAGUUCCGGUGGCAAAUUACCCCCACUCACCUGUUCCAGGAAAUCCCACGCCCCCCAUGACCCCUGGGAGCAGCAUCCCCCCGUACCUGUCCCCCAGUCAAGAUGUUAAACCACCCUUCCCGCCGGACAUCAAGCCAAAUAUGAGCGCUCUGCCGCCACCCCCAGCCAACCACAAUGACGAGCUGCGGCUCACGUUCCCUGUGCGGGAUGGUGUGGUGCUGGAGCCCUUCCGCCUCGAGCACAACCUGGCCGUCAGCAACCACGUCUUUCACCUGAGGCCCACGGUCCACCAGACGCUGAUGUGGAGGUCUGACCUGGAGCUGCAGUUCAAGUGCUACCACCACGAGGACCGCCAGAUGAACACCAACUGGCCGGCCUCGGUGCAGGUCAGCGUGAACGCCACGCCGCUCACCAUCGAGCGCGGCGACAACAAGACCUCCCACAAGCCCUUGCACCUCAAGCACGUGUGCCAGCCGGGCCGCAACACCAUCCAGAUCACCGUCACGGCCUGCUGCUGCUCCCACCUCUUCGUGCUGCAGCUGGUCCACCGGCCCUCCGUGCGCUCCGUGCUGCAAGGUCUCCUCAAGAAGCGCCUCCUGCCCGCAGAGCACUGCAUCACCAAAAUCAAGCGGAAUUUCAGCAGCGUGGCUGCCUCGUCGGGCAACACGACCCUCAACGGGGAGGAUGGCGUGGAGCAGACGGCCAUCAAGGUGUCUCUGAAGUGCCCCAUCACAUUCCGGCGCAUCCAGCUGCCUGCUCGAGGCCAUGACUGCAAGCACGUCCAGUGCUUUGACCUAGAGUCGUACCUGCAGCUGAACUGCGAGAGAGGGACCUGGAGGUGUCCUGUGUGCAAUAAAACUGCUCUGCUCGAGGGCCUGGAGGUGGACCAGUACAUGUGGGGCAUCCUGAACGCCAUCCAACACUCCGAGUUUGAAGAGGUCACCAUCGACCCCACGUGCAGCUGGCGGCCAGUGCCCAUCAAGUCAGACCUACACAUUAAGGAUGACCCUGAUGGUAUCCCCUCCAAGCGGUUCAAGACCAUGAGUCCCAGCCAGAUGAUCAUGCCCAAUGUCAUGGAGAUGAUCGCAGCUCUGGGCCCUGGCCCGUCCCCCUACCCUCUCCCACCUCCACCCGGGGGCACCAACUCCAACGACUACAGCAGCCAAGGCAACAACUACCAGGGCCAUGGCAACUUUGACUUCCCCCAUGGGAAUCCCGGCGGGACGUCCAUGAACGACUUCAUGCACGGGCCCCCUCAGCUCUCCCACCCUCCGGACAUGCCCAACAACAUGGCCGCCCUUGAGAAGCCCCUCAGUCACCCCAUGCAGGAAACUAUGCCACACGCUGGCAGUUCUGACCAGCCCCAUCCCUCCAUACAACAAGGUUUGCACGUCCCACACCCCAGCAGCCAGGCAGGGCCUCCAUUACAUCACAGUGGGGCUCCUCCUCCUCCUUCCCAGCCUCCCCGGCAACCGCCACAGGCCGCUCCCAGCAACCAUCCACACAGCGACCUGACCUUUAACCCCUCCUCAGCCUUAGAGGGUCAGGCCGGAGCGCAGGGAGCGUCUGACAUGCCGGAGCCUUCACUGGAUCUCCUUCCAGAACUCACAAAUCCCGACGAGCUCCUCUCGUACCUGGACCCCCCCGACCUGCCGAGCAAUAGUAACGAUGACCUCCUCUCUCUCUUUGAGAACAACUGAAGCCCACCCCUCCGUCGGGGCCAUCCCUCCCACUCUGCCUCCUUCCCAGUCUGUCCCACACACACUUUCCCGCUGGGAGCCCGUGCCCUCAGACCGCCCCUUCUGCGGCCUUCUCAGAGCGAGGGGGCGGGAGGGUGCACUGUGAAGGCUGUGUGGGUCUGGAGCCCACUCCCAGAGCAGGCCCCAGAGAAGACCCUCGCCAUGGGGAGCCAGCCCCCUGAGAGGCACACGCUGACAACGGCUCCCUGGUCCCUCUGUGUGUGCUGAUUCCAAAAGACCCUCCAGUGCCCCCAGGUUCUUCCAGUUUCUAAACUGUAACCCUGCCUCCCUGCUUCCUGGCCCAGAGCCUCCUUCAAGUGACUGUGAGCCUGAGAGAAGGCCCCCCCGAGACCCAGGCAGGCCCCGAGCCUUGGAGGAGCAGUGACGGUUAGCAGCAGUGAGAAUGGCCCGCCCACCACCACCACCCACCACAGAAAAGCACAAACCUCUGGGAAAGAGAACUCUCUCAGGGGCCAAGGUUGUCACUUUGACCCCUGACCUCUAAGCCCAGAUACCCUGUAAACACUCUCUCUCAGAGAGCAGAGAAAAAGGACAGGAUUCUGGGUUUGAGAGAGGGUGUGCCAUUCCUGCUUGGGCACGGGUGGGAAAGGGGGUCAGGGCCUCCUCAGAGCCAGGACAAUGCAGCGGAUGGCUCCGGGACCUUUGGACUGAGGCCAGGGCCCGGGAUUGAGGGCCAGAGAGAGAGCCCAGCUGAAAUUGUUGUGCCCUUAGUUGGGGGACAGGGGCUGCCGCCAGCCGGAGUCAAAUGGGAACGGCAACUUAGAACUUUGCUCCAAGCCACCCCGUUUUUAAACACAACUUAAAGCUACGAAGUCAUCUGGAGAAAAGGAAUGUUGGACUUGGACAGCAAGCAAACCAUUUCUCUCCAUUUGUUCUGUUUCCUUCCUCCUGCUCCCUCACCUCCCCAAGACUGUUACGAGGGACACCCACUUCCCUCUGUCCCACCUCCCCUUUGUCCACCCAGAUGGCAAGGUGGGAUGGUGGGAAGGCAGGGGAGAUGUGGGCUCAGGCGCGUGCGUGGGCUCAGCAGCAGGAUCCCCGGGCAUCGGUAUCUCCUCCCCAGCAGGAUCUCCCGCCCCCCUGUCCAUCCGUCUCUAUGCUCAAGGCUACUCCCUGCUCCAGCCCAGUCGGGCACCACAUGUGCGGGGAUGUACCGGAGAGCAUCGUGUGGUCUUUGUGGCUGCCUCAGAUGCUGCGCUUGGCUGGCAGCCUGUCCUUCCCUCUGUGUUUCUCUGCCCUCGAAAGCUCACCCCACACUCCUGCUCAGUCGAGCAGAAGCAGCCUCUGGUUUUCCCUCCACUGCUUGGCUCCAUCCGGCCUGCUGUUCUCGGAGUCUCCUGGGUAGCUUGUGUGUCCCUUUUGUUUCAGGCUCGUCUGUGCUCCCCUAAGCCGCAUGGCCUGUGAUGCUGCUGGGCUGUCGGGUCACUUGGGUCACGUCUGUAAACUCGUUGCGCCCUUCCUGCUGCUGCCUGGGGCCUCUCCCGCUCUCCCGUCCACUGUCUGUGUUCUCAGUCUCCGUCUCCCUCUCUGUGGCGGGUGGUCCCCAGCACUCCUCUGGAUUUGACCAGAACGGUGGCCCCAGCUGGUGACCUCAGCUGUUGACCUCCAGUCACCGUACCAGACGGCGGCACAAGGUUUUCCGUAGGACAGCUGCCAUGGCCUCCCCCGCGCCCUGCUUUUUUCCUUUGUCCUGUUGUUGAGGUUUUUUGAAACAGCGUGGUGUUCAGUAUGCAAAUCAAUUAUUUUAAGAAUUGCUUUUGUAAAUAUCUUUGUGAAUAUUUUAGUAUUGUCUUUGAUAAUAUUCAACAUUUUCAUGACCUGGUUAUAGCCUUUGCUGGUGUUUUUAAAAUACCUUGACUCAAUGACAAAAACGGAGUCCUUUUUUUUAAAAAACAACAAACAAAAACAAAAAAACCAGGGCUAUUUGUACAGAUGAAGGGACGAAGAACAUGGUGGCUGUACCGUGACUUAGAAGACCAGGCCGCCCACUGUUUAGAGCCAUCCCCAGUCGGCUGGUAGGGACACAACAAAGCCAGGUAGCACGUGGCUGUCCUUGCCCAGUGGCCGAUAGCCCCAGCAGGUGGCCACACUGUCGGGCCAUCUGGGAAUGUUCCGCCCAGACUGACUGACAGAUGCCUUCCUUAGAAGUUCCUGCUUCCUGUCGUGCUAUUUGUCCCAGAAAGGCCUGGGGUCCGUCUGGUUCUUACUGGGAGUUCCCACUCUGCUCGCUGACCUACCCCCAGCUUUCUGGUGCAGAGGGUCGACGUGCUCCCCGCAGCCUGGGCUCCAGGAGCCGUGGGCUCGGCACCGGAGGCAGGUUUCCUGGGUCCCCUCCCAAGCGAGCCUCCACCAGCAAGUUCGGCAAAGAGCUUUCCUGAACCGUGGUGCCUGAAGCCCGCGCUCUGGGGAUGUACUCUUCCAGAGUGAUUUUGGAGCCAGGCCAGGGGGUAAGGGAGGCAUGAAGGCAUCCAGGGCUGGGGCAAGCCCCAGCUGGUGACAGUUUCAGGUGACGACAGCCUCCCCGAGCAGGGGCGGUUCUGAACUCUGGGGAGAUGCUUCCCUGAUCCUUUCGGAUGACUACUUGGAGCCAUAAGUAACCUCAGCAAAAACGAGGCCUCAGCAAGCCACUUCUCCACGACAAGCAUCCACCCAGGCCAUAGACGUGUGUCUGCUGCCACUCCACCAGAUGGAUAGGGCGCCGCCGACAGGCGGGAAGGCCCAAGUACAGGCAAUCUCCCCAUCUUCUUGGUUUGAAGCUUUACCCAGGUAUCAUAUUCCCUGUAGCCAUUUUAUUUUUUAAGAAACUUCUAACCCUUUGUUCCUAACGUAAGCCCUAACCCCCCCAGAGAGCUACACGUCUGCUCCCUCCGCCUGACCCAUCCAGAUAGGGCGACAUCAGCAGCAGCGACUCAAGGGACGUGUGUACAUAUGUAAAUGAGAAAUAGAGACAUGUUAACAGAUGCAUUCAUUUUCCUUGGAAUGUGUAUUGUUUUUAUUUUAAGGAACAAAACAAACAAAAAAAAGGCUUGAACUCCAUCUUAACGUGGAAAAACUAGAUCCUGUUUGUUAGCGUCUGUGAGGUUCCUCCACAUUUGUCUCACUCAUGUAAGAUACUCUGACCCUGUGUGCAAAGGAGGUUUUGUUCUGUUUUGUUUUUAUUUUACCUACAUGUACUAUUUAGCUUCAGUGUACUAGUCCUGCCACCUGUGUAUUUUUAGGGUGCUAUGGAAAUAAUGAAAAGAAACGGGGAUUUCAGAGGAAAAUUGUAACCAAAUUCAUACUUUGUAUAAUUUUUGAUAUCAUGAUCGCAGGUGAUUCACACGUACCCAUAAACACACCCACAGUGCAGCCUGAAGUAACUCCCACAGAAACUCAUUGUCUUUGUACAUGUAUGUACAAUGCAACCAUUUCAUACUUUAAACUGGUCAAAAAACUAAUUGUGAUUUCUAGUCUUGCAAAGCUGUAUGUAGUUAGAUGAUGUGACAACCUCUAAUAUUUAUCUAAUAAAUAUGUAUUCAGAUGAAACCUGUA
Molecule: messenger RNA, 7201 nt
Organism: Diceros bicornis minor
Lineage: Eukaryota; Metazoa; Chordata; Mammalia; Perissodactyla; Rhinocerotidae
Gene: ZMIZ1
Product: zinc finger MIZ-type containing 1
Exons: 19
Coding region: 764-3610 (948 amino acids)
Biological process (GO): regulation of transcription by RNA polymerase II; protein sumoylation
Molecular function (GO): SUMO ligase activity; zinc ion binding
Source: RefSeq, a predicted model, not a curated record